CCGAGACGCGGUUCUGUAGCCUCUAGGGGGCGGCUGCUCGAUGGCGAAAUUCGUGCUGGCGGGUAGAGCAGAUUGCCCAUAUUAUGCUAAAGCAGAAAUUUUGGCAGACUAUUUACACAAGAAUCUUCCUGAUUUUCAGAUACAUAAAAUCACACAACAUCCUAAUGUUUGGGAGGAAUGGCUGAAAGAUUUGUGCGAAAAGAAUAAUUGGAAUCACAAAGAUUCACCCAUAAUCUGGAGAGAGCUUUUGGAUCGUGGAGGAAAGGGUUUUCUUCUGGGAGGAUAUAAUGAGUUCCUAGAACAUGCCCAGCUUUACUAUGGUGUCACCUCUAGCAUGAGAUCAGAAUUAAUGAAGAUAAUUGCUGAAGAGAACCUGAAGACACAUAUUGAAAAAGAGCUGGAGGAAAAAGCUCCAAAAAUUCUCACCAAGUCCUUGCAUGUUUGGAUUACCAGUGCUUCAACUCCAGUUUGCUGCAACCUCAUUCCCAUCCUAAUAAGUGGUGAAGUGUUUGGAAUGCAGACAGAAAUUAGCAUAACAUUGUUUGACAAAAAGCACACAGAAGAAAACCUCAAACUCCUUAUGGCAGAAGCUCAGAACUUGGUGUCGCCCCUCCUCCAGAGCAUCUCCAUUUGCACGCGGGUGGAGGAUGCCUUCCGCGAGGCGCACGUGGUCAUCAUUCUGGAUGACAGCACCGACAAGGAGAUGGCAACUUUAGAAGACUACAUACGAAGCAAGCUGAUUCUGUGCCGACUCUACGGAUACCUGAUUGAGAAAAACGCCCAUGAUUCUGUGAGAGUUAUUGUCGGAGGAAAAACCUAUGUGAACCUAAGGGCAGUUUUGCUUAUGAGAUACGCCCCAAGCAUCGUUCACAACAUUAUUGCGGUGGCCUUGGGGGUGGAAGGCAAAGCCAAAUCUCUGCUAGCCAAAAAACUGAAAACUGCUCCCUCCUGUAUUAAGGAUGUCAUAAUUUGGGGUAAUAUUAGUGGAAAUCACUACAUUGAUCUGAGACUAACCAAGGUUUACAGACAUGAAGGUGCUAUUUGGGGACCUCCUGAAUAUUCACAUCCUGUUUUAAACUUGAUUUUUGAUAGUGACUGGGUAAAUAGAGAGUUUGUGUCAACUCUUGAAAACUUGAUAAGCACUGGAAAACAAUCUGGAGGCAUCUUAACUGCUCACAGCAUAGCCACAACAUUGAAGUACUGGUACAAUGGCUCACCCCCUGGGGAGAUUGUAUCUUUAGGCGUGCUGAGUGAAGGUCAGUUUGGAAUUCCUGAAGGAAUUGUCUUUUCUAUGCCUGUGAAAUUUGUGGAUGGAACAUGGGUAGUUCUUACAGAUCGUGAAGAUAUUGAAAUAAGUGAACAAAUAAUGGACAGGAUAACAAGUGAUCUAAUUCAGGAGAAACUUACUGCACUUGGAGAAGUAACAAGUUUUCAAGCCUAUAAACCAGACUUUAAAGAUCCCAUAAAUUAUGAUGUUCAGAGUGAAGAGAACGAACCAGUAGUAGUAGUAUCAGAAGAAACUGUGGUAAAAGCCAUGAAAUCAGAAACAGAAGUAAAAUAA
This is a messenger RNA of Sorex fumeus (smoky shrew), 1561 nucleotides long. RefSeq names its product malate dehydrogenase 1B (gene MDH1B). Gene Ontology annotation, biological process: malate metabolic process; tricarboxylic acid cycle; oxaloacetate metabolic process. The transcript has 11 exons. Bases 41 to 1561 code for a protein of 506 amino acids. Lineage: Eukaryota; Metazoa; Chordata; Mammalia; Eulipotyphla; Soricidae. The record is from RefSeq and is a predicted model, not a curated record. Gene Ontology annotation, molecular function: L-malate dehydrogenase (NAD+) activity.